AUGGUGGUCCAACUCAAACUGCAUUUCAACGUUUAUUUCGCCGAGAAAUACGAUUUUGACGAGUUUAUGAACAACAGAUGGAGAUUCGUCCUCGAGAACUUCCCUUUCGUGGCAGCACUGGAUGAAUUCCUUAAUUUGGAAGCCAAAGAAGUGGAGAAAUGGCUUUCAAGAGACGAUAUUUCCGUUGAAACGGAAGCCGAUGUUUUUAAGAUCGUACUUGAGUGGAUUAAACACAGCAAAAGCGAGCGAAAAGCAUUGUUCGAACAGUUGUUUCGCUACGUUAGACUGGUUUUGAUGUCGCGUGACUACUUGAUAGAUGUCGUGACAAAUGAACUUGUGCGAGAGAGCUUUGCUUUUUUAAUGUUGACCUGUUCGGGUUUAAAAAUGUCUAGUUUCUCAAGUGAAAGAGGUGUACUCCAAACGCCGAGAAAAGGAGUCGAACUACACGGCAUUGUAGCGUGUGGGGUGAUAUUAUUUUCCCGAAAAGGACCAGUGGAAACGACUACCAGAUGGGAGGUCGACAGGCCACACCCAAAUGACAAGACUCCGGACUAA
This is a messenger RNA of Pocillopora verrucosa, 555 nucleotides long. Lineage: Eukaryota; Metazoa; Cnidaria; Anthozoa; Scleractinia; Pocilloporidae. The record is from RefSeq and is a predicted model, not a curated record.